Messenger RNA from Paraglomus occultum, 259 nucleotides. NCBI's taxonomy places the organism in Eukaryota, Fungi, Glomeromycota, Glomeromycetes, Paraglomerales, Paraglomeraceae. The record is from the annotation of a GenBank genome assembly.
CGUCGUCCCCGAAUUCGAUAGGCCGUCUUCAUCUGUGAUCGGUGAUGGAGCGGGAUUGCGUGUCUUCCGAAGGAUCUGGUUGAUAAAGAAUCUGAUAAAUGCAAAACAGGAUCGAUUCAAUCAACGAUCGUUCAAAUCGCAGAACCUUCUCUCGUUUUCACCCAUCAGCACUCACACAUUCGCACUCACCACUCCAAACAAAACUGACAUUUUUCCUGCAUUACGUUUUCUCUUUGCAACCGGCGAUCACGGAACCUAG